Molecule: messenger RNA, 3319 nt
Organism: Melanotaenia boesemani (Boeseman's rainbowfish)
Lineage: Eukaryota; Metazoa; Chordata; Actinopteri; Atheriniformes; Melanotaeniidae
Gene: snx18a
Product: sorting nexin 18a
Exons: 2
Coding region: 384-2159 (591 amino acids)
Biological process (GO): cleavage furrow formation; plasma membrane tubulation; protein transport
Cellular component (GO): cytoplasmic vesicle; plasma membrane
Molecular function (GO): protein binding; phosphatidylinositol binding
Source: RefSeq, a predicted model, not a curated record
UAUUCAGCCUGCUCGACGUGCGGUUGCUGUGCAGCGCUCAAAGGCAGAAGUGUCCGACUGGAGGCAGCGGAGGGAGGCUGGAGAGGAGCUCAGAUUAGCGUUUUAGCACAAAAACUACCGUCAGUUCAUGUUCACGCGCCUCAACCUCUGGAUUUAACCCCCCGCCGUUUCCACUCCGGUUUCAUCUAGCCCGAGGACCGAGCAGAGAGGGACACAAAGAAAUUUGUCACCCUGCAAGAAGUUUCUACUCCGAGUUUUAGUAGUUUUUGAGGGGGGUGGGCUGACUGAGCUUGCACAGCUGCCCGCUGCGCUUCCCUCCUGCCCCGGCCAGACAGCCGUAAGUGAGCCCGCUGUCCUACUCUGUCAUCCAGCUGCGAGGAAUCAUGGCGCUCAGAGCCAGAGCGCUGUAUGACUUCAGCUCAGAAAAUCCUGGAGAGGUGUCGGUAAAAGAGAACGAAAUCCUAACUUUGUACAGCGAAAAAGACAUUGAGGGCUGGUUUGAAGGCACGAACAGUCGAGGAGAAAGAGGUCUGUUCCCCGCUUCGUAUGUGGAGAUCUUGAGAAACGACGGCUCCUCAACGGUCAACAACAACAGCUGCAGCACAUCUGGAGACACAAACACGGACUCCCGAUACGCCAACGUCCCACCUGGAGGUUUUGAUGGUUCUUGUAAACCAAAAGUUGAAAACUUUUCUAAACCACCUCCUCCAGGCUUCAGUACUUUCUCAGUUCCGCUACAACAGCAGCAGCAGCAUCCUCAGCAGCACAGUUAUCACCAGCCCAGCCAAGGCAGCGAUGAUGACUGGGAUGAUGACUGGGAUGACAGCUCCACUGUGGCAGAUGAGCCGGGGACUGUGGGAGGAAAGUACCAUGACUUUGAAGGCAACGGGGCCUCCACAUACAGAGUUUCAACAUCCUCAAUGUCUAGAGGUAAUGCACAGCAAGCAAAGAGCUCAGCUACAGUCAGUAGAAACCUCAACAGGUUUUCAACCUUUGUCAAGUCAGGAGGAGAGGCAUUUGUGCUGGGGGAGGCGGCAGGUUUUGUGAAAGAUGGGGAUAAGAUCUGUGUGGUGAUGGGUCAGUAUGGUCCAGAGUGGCAGGAGAACCCUUACCCAUUCACCUGUGCAAUUGACGACCCCACUAAACAAACCAAGUUCAAGGGCAUGAAAAGCUACAUUUCCUAUAAGCUGACACCCACGCACACACAGAACCCGGUGAACAGGAGGUAUAAGCACUUUGACUGGCUGUAUGCUCGCCUAGUGGAGAAAUUCCCCGUCAUCUCAGUGCCACACAUCCCAGAGAAGCAGGCCACAGGGCGCUUUGAGGAAGACUUCAUCUCCAAGAGGAGGAAAGGGCUCAUAUGGUGGAUGAACCACAUGACCAGCCACCCUGUUUUGGCCAGGUGUGAUGUUUUCCAGCACUUCCUCGCCUGCAACAGCACUGAUGAGAAGACCUGGAAGCAGGGGAAGAGGAAGGCAGAGAAGGACGACAUGGUCGGAGCCAAUUUUUUCCUCACCAUCAGCCCUCCACCUGCUCCACUCGACUUCCAGGAGGUGGAGAGCAAAAUAGAUGGCUUCAAGACUUUCACUAAAAGAAUGGACGACAGCACCUUGCAGCUCAAUGCCACUGUCAACGAGUUUGCUCGCAAGCAGAUCAGUGGCUUUAAGAAGGAGUAUCAAAAAGUGGGGGUGUCAUUUAAGAUCUUGAGCCAAGCCUUCGAGAUGGACCAGCAGGCAUACUCUGCAGGACUCAACCAGGCUAUCUCCUUCACCGGAGAUGCAUACGAAGCAGUUGGAGAGUAUUUUUCUGAGCAGCCCAGCAAGGAUCUUGAUCCAAUCAUGGAUUUGUUAGCUCUUUACCAAGGGCACUUGGCAAACUACCCAGACAUCAUCCAUGUCCAGAAAGGAGCCCUGACAAAGGUGAAAGAAAGCCAAAAGCACGUGGAGGAGGGUAAGAUGGAUCGGUCACAGGCAGAAGGAAUCAACGACCGCUGCAACAUCAUUUCCUGUGCCACGCUGGCUGAGAUCCAGCACUUCCACCAGAUCCGUGUGCGAGACUUCAAGGCACAGAUGCAGCACUAUCUCCAGCAGCAAAUCGCCUUCUUCCAAAAAAUCACGGGCAAGCUAGAAGAGGCUCUGCAGAAAUACGACAAUGCAUAAUGGCUCUGUCGUCUCAGCCCUUUGGUUUUAUCUCUGGGGAUGAAUGGCCAUGCACCUCCCAUGUCCAACUAAUGGUGUUUUGGCAAACUACCUACAACAACCACGUACUGCUGAAAGCUGCAGGGCGGAAUGUUCAAGAUUAUACUUCAGACAUUUUAACCGAAUCCGGGUUUCUGUAUUUGUUGGAUUUUUUUUUUUUUGGCACUGGACAAAAGAAGACAUGGACUUUCAUGAAUUUUGAUUAAUUUUUAAUAAAAAAAACAACAACAAAGGUCUAAUUCUUUAAAAUUGAAUGAAAAUUAACAAUAUGGAUGGUUCACCACUUGCUUUGGUGUAUGGGUGAAUUCAGUCAAAUCAAUGUUACGACCUGCAGAGAGAGAGAAUCCUGUAUCCACUGCUGCCUCCACGUCUGGUGCAAGAUUUCAUACAACAAGUGUUUUUAGCCUUAUGACACUGUUUCUAAGCGAUUGUUGAAGAGACUGCCGCUCCAGGAGCGGUGACACUUUUGUGGCCAACACGUUGCCUUCUUGAAAUGCUCAGUCCUUUCCAGGAAUAUUGUUUUUUUUUUUCUUUUUUGUUUCUUUCUCCCCGGACAAACAGAACAGAAUGUUUACAGUCUCCUCACUGAGCAGCCGCUGUCUCCACUGUCUCACCGUGCCUUCUGAUUAUGUCUCUCUGGUCACAUUUGUUACUAGUUACUAAAUAGCUUUAUUUACUGUUUAUGUAGAAAUAUAUUCUAUUUGUUUUUACAAAGCUAUAAGCUGUGCGGUCUUGGGGUAUAUAUAUUAAAAUAAAACAAAAGACUGUUCUUAUUAUGGGAAAUAUUGAAUUGUGCUGUUUGUUCUGCAAGUGGCUCCAUGAUUGACCUUUUUCAGUGUGAUGACAUCAGAAUCAGGGAUUACCUGCUUUGACUAUUAAAACCCUUUAUUUGCUUAUACCAGAUUUUUUUGGUCAACAACAUACCAGUUUUGGGGGGUUAGUGUUCAGAGGCAGGCUGUUAGAGGCUGGUUUAAACAAUGCAGUCCUGAUUGCACAGUUCUAGACAGUUUCGGCUGUACUGACGUUUUUAAACUUUAUGAGGCGGGUUGCAUCAUGAAGAGAUUAAUGUAGAGGCAGAGACUUCAAAUAAAUUCAUCUUCCACAGAAAGAUGUUGGUUGGU